This is a messenger RNA of Hemisphaericaspora subhashii, 696 nucleotides long. RefSeq names its product Pex17p (gene PEX17). The record is from RefSeq and is a predicted model, not a curated record. NCBI's taxonomy places the organism in Eukaryota, Fungi, Ascomycota, Pichiomycetes, Serinales, Debaryomycetaceae. The coding region runs from base 1 to 696 and encodes 231 amino acids. The transcript has a single exon.
AUGUCAUCUGUACCUAUAUUAACAAUACCAGAAACAUCAUAUGAUCCAUCUAUAUACUCAUUAAAAACCAAAAGGGGAAAAUCCCAACUAUUAAUCUAUUUAAUUAAACUCACCCAUGGAUCAGGAAUAACAUUAAUCAUCGCCUACGUACUUGGCCUAUUCGUACUUAAACCAUUAUUAGAAACUAAUGCUACACGAAGAUUAGAAGUUCUUGAAUUGGUGAGAGGAAAAGUCCGUGAUUUAUACCUAAAUCUUAUUGGAAGAGUUAGUUAUAUUCCCAUAGUUGGGAUCAAACGUCCAGGUAGUAACAAAUUAUAUGCUGAUGCCGUUGUUCAAACAGAUGAUUCAUUGCUUGAUAGAAUGAGAAUCAUCGACAAAAAUGACCCAUCAAAAGAUGAUGAAGAUAAAUUGGGACAAGGUAGAUUAUAUAACAAAUUAAAACAAUUAUCAACCAGAUUAACGAAUGAUUGUAGGGGAUAUGAUUCAAUGGAAAUGCAUAGUUAUAAAAGUGUGAAUUAUGCCAUUCGAGAUCUUCAAAGUAAAGCAGAUAUGAUUUAUUUUAAUUCAAAUGAUUUAUUUGUCCCUGAUACGGCAAUGUUAGCAUUUGAUAAUAAAUUACCAAAGAGGAAUCUUGCGGUUGAGGCUAGAAAUGAAAUUAGAAGUAUUAAGGGGUUGUAUAUGAGUGGACAGGCGUAG